This is a messenger RNA of Protopterus annectens (West African lungfish), 1195 nucleotides long. It is a transcript of the gene GCLM, whose product is annotated as glutamate-cysteine ligase modifier subunit. Gene Ontology annotation, molecular function: glutamate-cysteine ligase catalytic subunit binding; enzyme regulator activity. Lineage: Eukaryota; Metazoa; Chordata; Ceratodontiformes; Protopteridae. Gene Ontology annotation, biological process: glutathione biosynthetic process. The transcript is spliced from 7 exons. The coding region runs from base 116 to 934 and encodes 272 amino acids. Gene Ontology annotation, cellular component: glutamate-cysteine ligase complex. The record is from RefSeq and is a predicted model, not a curated record.
CUGACUGCGCACCGCACGCUAUUAUUUGUUGAGUCAUUGUAGUUACUUUUGGGACUAAGUUAUCAGGUGGUGGUUUACAACAGUAGUGUUGGGAGACGAAAGACAAACUUGUACUAUGGAGGUCACUGACAAUCAUGUUGCCUCUCUAUUAUUGAAUAGAGCAGCGCAGCUGAACUUUCAUACUGGUAAUUUGGUUAAUUGGAGGUGUUUGAAGAAAAAGAUGCCUUCACCCAGCGAGGAGCUUCAGGAUUGUAUUCGAGCUAUUCUAGCUGAAUGGAGAUCACGGGUCACCACUGAUGGGCUACAGGAAUCACCAGAUACAGUGGAAUGUUCAUUAGCUCAAACAGAAACCGUCAACGCAGAUGAACGGGAAGAGCUGAAAGUGUCAGCAAAACUCUUCAUCACUUGCUCUGAUUCUGCCUACAUCAGUAAUGCUGUGAACAUGGCAUGUGCGGCUCUCGAUGUUUCCAAUCUUGAUUCUGUAAUUAUUGCUCCCCCUCCUCUUGAGGAUGGAACUGAACUUACACUGGAGCAUUUGCAACCUUAUUGGGGAGAACUGGAAAACCUUGUUCACAACAAACAGGUUUUGGCUAUUGGUACAUCUGACUUAGAUAAAACACUACUAGAACAGCUCUACCAGUGGGCACAGGUGAAACCUUCUAGCAAUCAGGUUAACCUUGCAUCCUGUUGUGUAAUGCCACCUGAACUAACAGCCUUCGCUAAAGAAUUUGAUAUUCAGUUGCUUACACACAAUGAUUCCAAAGAGAUGCUGUCUGCAACAGAUUUCCAGGAAGCUAUAAAGGAAAGCAUCCCAAAUGUUCGAGCAAAUGAGUGGAAACUUAAAUGGAUCCUCCGAUAUUCUACGAUUGUUAAAAGCAGAGGAAUCAUAAAAUCAAAAGGAUAUAUUUUACAAGCUAAAAAGAGUGUACUUUAAGGAAAAGAGAAAUAGUUUUAUUUAUAGUAAUGUACUGUACAUUAAAUUCAUCUGUAUGUGUAGUGGAUGAAAAAAAAAUCAAGAAUAUAAUGAAGACCAAAAGACAUUUCAUCUUUGAUUUAUGCUAGAGGGGCCAAUAUGUUUACAAAAGAAAAGUAAUUCUUUAAGAAUUUGUAAUUCAUGCUGUAUAUUUCAUAUCUGAGCAUUCAUUAAUGUAUAUGUUAUGUUGUAUUCUAUUAAACCCACUCUUUUCUAAUUAAA